AUGGCCGAUUACCUCCUGUUCGAGAGCCCUGUGGGCUACUCGCUUUUCAAGGUCGCCCUCCAGGGCGACGCUGUGGGCAACCGUCUGAAGGAAGUCCAGGAAGGUGUUAACGACCUCGCCAAGUUUGGCAAGAUGGUUGAUCUGACCAGUUUCCUGCCCUUUGAAAACAACAAGCAGGCCCUUGGUGAAAUUAACGAUGUCUCUGAGGGUGUUGCCUCCGAGACUCUAGUUUCUUUCCUUGAACUGAAUCUCCCCAAGCCGAGCAAGAAGAAGAAGGUCGUUCUGGGUCUGUUGGACAAGGGUCUUGCUGGAAGCAUCAAGUCCGCCUUCCCCUUCGUGGACUGCGAGACCGGUGACACCAGCGAGGUUGUCCAGGAUCUUCUCCGUGGUCUUCGUCUGCAUUUCACCAAGCUGCUGAGCCAGCUCCGCGAGGGUGACUUGGACACUGCCCAGCUCGGUCUCGGUCACGCCUACUCCCGUGCUAAGGUCAAGUUCUCCGUCACUCGUGACGACAACCAUAUCAUCCAGGCAAUUGCCAUCCUUGAUCAGCUUGACAAGGCUAUUAACACUUUCUCCAUGCGUGUUCGCGAAUGGUACUCGUGGCACUUCCCCGAGCUGUACAAGGUUGUCUCCGAGAACCAGCGCUACGCUGAGGUGGCCCUCUUUGUCCAGGAUAAGAAGACCCUGAAUGAUGACAAGCUCCACGACUUGGCAGCCCUCGUUGAGGAUGACAAGGGUGUUGCUCAGAACAUCAUUGAUGCUGCUAAGCACUCCAUGGGUCAGGAGAUCUCUGAGACCGACAUGGAGAACGUCAUUGCUUUCGCCGAGCGCGUCGUCAGCUUGUCUAAGUACCGCAAGUCGCUUUACCAAUACCUCGUCUCCAAGAUGAGUGUUGUCGCUCCUAACCUUGCCGCUUUGAUCGGUGAAGUCGUCGGUGCCCGUCUGAUCUCCCACGCCGGUAGCUUGACCAACCUGUCCAAGUACCCCGCCUCCACCGUCCAGAUCCUCGGUGCCGAGAAGGCUCUUUUCCGUGCUUUGAAGACCAAGGGUAACACCCCCAAGUAUGGCCUCCUAUAUCACUCUUCUUUCAUUGGCCGGGCCGGUCCCAAGAACAAGGGUCGCAUUUCGCGUUUCCUUGCGAACAAGUGUUCCAUUGCUUCCCGUAUCGACAACUUCUCUGAGACUCCCACCACCAAGUUCGGAGAAGUCCUGAAGCAGCAGGUCGAGGAGCGUCUGGAGUUCUACUCUACUGGUGCUGCCCCCACCAAGAACGAGGUCGCCAUGAAAUCCGCCAUGGAUGCAGUGCUCGCUGGCAUUGACGUUGAUGUCGAUGAAAGCGAUGCGGAGAUGAAGGACGCCGACGCCGCCUCCGCCAAGAAGGAGAAGAAGGAGAAGAAGGAAAAGAAGGAGAAGAAGGAGAAGUCUGACAAGAGUGACAAGAAGAAAAAGCGCAAGUCCGAUGUCGGCGAGGGCGAGACCGAAAAGAAGAAGAAGCGCAAGCACGACACCGAUGCUGAGCCUUCGAAGAAGAAGCAGAAGGCAUAA
Molecule: messenger RNA, 1545 nt
Organism: Penicillium maclennaniae
Lineage: Eukaryota; Fungi; Ascomycota; Eurotiomycetes; Eurotiales; Aspergillaceae
Gene: sik1
Product: snoRNP complex protein NOP56
Exons: 3
Coding region: 1-1545 (514 amino acids)
Cellular component (GO): box C/D methylation guide snoRNP complex; small-subunit processome
Molecular function (GO): snoRNA binding
Source: RefSeq, a predicted model, not a curated record